This is a messenger RNA of Camellia sinensis, 423 nucleotides long. Lineage: Eukaryota; Viridiplantae; Streptophyta; Magnoliopsida; Ericales; Theaceae. The record is from RefSeq and is a predicted model, not a curated record.
AUGAAGGUGGUUGGCAAUAUGAUUCGUGACUUUGACCGUUUAGUUGAAGUGGCACCUCAUGUGGAGAUCACUGUGGAGGCCGAAGAGGCAAGGCAAAGGUCAAAGAGAGCAAGACAGUGUGAUACUAGGAGUGACACGGGUUCUUCCAAGAGGUCCAGGGGUUCAUCAUCAUCUUGGCAAUCAUCUCCACAACAACCUAAAUCUUCAAGUUAUGUUUCAGGUGGGAGAUCGAGAAACAUGCCCCAAGUUACCCAUGCAUUUUAUAGGUGUGGCCAAACGGGUCACAAGGCAGUGGAGUGUGGACAGAAGGGUGGAGCACGGUCUCAGCCUAUGCGUCCACAGAGUCAAUCUCAAAAUAGGAGCCAACCACAAUCUUGUUAUCAAUGUGGACAACCUGGACAUUUGAAGAAGUUCUGUCCGUAG